AUGGAAAGGCUCCAUGUGAAGUGGCAGUGGCUUGUUGCAAGGUUAAAACCAUUUGAAAUUAUUAUUUUACUGACUAUUUUUGCCAAUUGUGUGGCCUUAGCUAUCUAUAUCCCCUUUCCAGAAGAUGAUUCCAACGCAACCAAUUCUAAUCUGGAACGAGUGGAAUAUCUCUUUCUCAUAAUUUUUACAGUGGAAGCAUUUUUAAAAGUAAUAGCAUAUGGACUUCUCUUUCAUCCUAACGCUUACCUCCGCAAUGGCUGGAAUUUACUAGAUUUUAUAAUUGUGGUAGUAGGGCUUUUUAGUGCAAUUUUAGAACAAGCAACCAAAGCUGAUGGAGUGAAUUCAAUAGGAGGCAAAGGCGCUGGAUUUGAUGUCAAAGCACUUCGGGCUUUCCGAGUAUUACGCCCCUUACGGCUGGUAUCUGGAGUUCCUAGCCUUCAGGUGGUUUUAAAUUCCAUUAUCAAGGCCAUGGUCCCUUUGCUGCACAUUGCCCUGCUGGUGCUGUUUGUCAUAAUUAUCUAUGCCAUCAUUGGGCUCGAGCUCUUCAUGGGGAAGAUGCACAAGACCUGCUACUUGCUAGGGGUAACAGACACACCGGCAGAAGAGGAUCCCUCUCCUUGUGCACCUCACUUAGCACAUGGGCGGCAGUGUCAGAACGGCACCGAAUGCAGACCAGGAUGGGAGGGACCCAAGCAUGGCAUUACCAACUUCGACAACUUUGCCUUCGCCAUGUUAACUGUGUUUCAGUGCAUCACCAUGGAGGGCUGGACAGAUGUACUGUACUGGAUGCAGGACGCUAUGGGCUAUGAAUUACCCUGGGUGUACUUUGUCAGUCUGGUCAUCUUUGGAUCCUUUUUCGUACUUAAUCUGGUUCUUGGUGUGUUGAGCGGGGAGUUUUCUAAAGAAAGGGAAAAGGCAAAAGCUCGGGGUGACUUUCAGAAGUUGCGGGAGAAACAGCAGCUGGAGGAGGACUUGAAAGGGUACCUAGACUGGAUAACUCAAGCAGAAGAUAUUGACCCAGAAAAUGAAGACGAAGGAAUGGAUGAGGAGAAGCCCCGAAACAGAAACACUCCAGCUGGCUUGCCUGAUAAGAAGAAAGGAAAGUUUGCUUGGUUUAGUCACUCCUCAGAACCUCAUGUGAGCAUGCCCACCAGUGAAACAGAAUCUGUCAACACUGAUAAUGUGGCAGGAGGUGAUAUUGAGGGAGAAAACUGCGGAGCACGGCUGGCACAUCGGAUCUCUAAAUCUAAGUUUAGCCGCUACUGGCGCAGAUGGAAUCGAUUCUGUAGAAGAAAGUGUCGAGCCGCUGUCAAAUCCAAUGUGUUCUACUGGCUAGUGAUCUUUCUUGUGUUUCUCAACACCCUCACCAUUGCCUCUGAACACUACAACCAGUCAGAGUGGCUCACUGAAGUCCAAGACACUGCGAAUAAGGUACUGCUGGCUCUUUUCACGGCUGAGAUGCUGCUGAAGAUGUACAGCCUGGGUCUUCAGGCCUAUUUUGUGUCGCUCUUCAACCGCUUUGACUGUUUUAUCGUGUGUGGAGGAAUCCUGGAAACCAUCUUGGUGGAAACCAAGAUCAUGUCACCACUGGGUAUCUCAGUGCUGAGAUGUGUCCGACUGCUGAGAAUAUUUAAAAUCACAAGGUACUGGAACUCCUUGAGUAAUCUGGUGGCAUCCCUGCUCAACUCAGUCCGCUCCAUUGCCUCUCUACUGCUGCUCCUCUUCCUCUUCAUCAUCAUCUUCUCCCUCCUAGGGAUGCAGCUGUUUGGGGGGAAGUUUAACUUUGAUGAGAUGCAAACCAGAAGAAGCACAUUUGACAACUUUCCCCAGUCACUACUUACUGUGUUCCAGAUCCUGACUGGGGAGGACUGGAAUUCGGUGAUGUAUGAUGGAAUCAUGGCUUAUGGCGGCCCCUCUUUUCCAGGAAUGUUGGUCUGUAUUUACUUCAUCAUCCUCUUCAUCUGUGGAAACUACAUCCUACUGAAUGUCUUCUUGGCCAUUGCUGUGGACAAUCUUGCUGAUGCUGAGAGCUUGACAUCUGCCCAAAAAGAAGAGGAAGAGGAAAAAGAAAGGAAAAAACUAGCUAGGACAGCUAGUCCUGAAAAGAAGCAGGAGCCUGAGAAGCCAGCCAUAGAGGGGGAGAUGAAGGAAGAGAAAAUUGAACUGAAAUCGAUCACUGCUGAUGGAGAGUCUCCGCCUUCUAACAAGAGCAAUGUAGAUGAAUAUCAGCCUAAUGAAAACGAAGAAAAGAAUCCCUAUCCUACCACGGAAACGCCAGGAGAGGAAGAAGAAGAAGAGCCUGAGAUGCCCGUUGGCCCUCGUCCACGCCCAAUGUCUGAGCUACACCUCAAAGAGAAAGCAGUGCCAAUGCCAGACGCCAGUGCAUUUUUCGUCUUCAGCCCCAGCAACAGGUUUCGGGUCCACUGCCAUCGCAUCGUUAACAAUAACAUUUUCACCAACCUGAUCCUCUUUUUCAUCUUGCUCAGCAGCAUCUCUCUGGCAGCUGAGGACCCUGUCCGUCACUCCUCCGUUAGGAAUCAAAUCCUAGGCAAUGCAGAUUAUGUCUUCACUAGUAUCUUUACAUUAGAAAUUAUUCUUAAGAUGACAGCUUACGGGGCUUUCCUUCACAAAGGAUCCUUCUGCAGGAACUACUUCAACAUCCUGGACCUGCUGGUGGUUAGCGUUUCUCUCAUCUCCUUUGGGAUCCAGUCUAGUGCCAUCAAUGUAGUGAAGAUACUGCGAGUCUUGCGAGUGCUCCGACCACUGAGGGCCAUCAACAGAGCCAAAGGACUGAAGCAUGUUGUCCAGUGUGUGUUUGUAGCCAUCCGGACUAUUGGGAACAUUGUGAUUGUCACCACAUUGUUGCAGUUCAUGUUUGCCUGCAUUGGAGUUCAGUUGUUCAAGGGCAAAUUGUACAGCUGCAGUGAUAGCUCCAAACAAACAGAGGCAGAGUGCAAGGGGAAAUUUAUUACUUACAAGGAUGGGGAGGUCUCCCAACCAAUGGUCCACAAGCGAUACUGGGAGAAUAGCAAAUUUGAUUUUGACAACGUCCUUACUGCCAUGAUGGCCCUCUUCACCGUUUCAACCUUUGAAGGCUGGCCAGAACUGCUGUAUCGAUCUAUUGAUUCCCAUCUGGAAGAUGUGGGACCCAUCUAUAACCACAGGGUGGAGAUUUCCAUUUUCUUCAUUAUCUACAUCAUCAUCAUCGCUUUCUUCAUGAUGAACAUCUUCGUUGGUUUCGUCAUCGUCACUUUUCAGGAGCAAGGAGAACAGGAGUACAAGAACUGUGAGCUGGACAAGAACCAGCGGCAGUGUGUAGAAUACGCUCUGAAGGCCCGCCCCCUGCGAAGGUACAUCCCCAAAAACAAGUACCAGUACAAAGUUUGGUAUGUGGUGAACUCCACCUAUUUUGAAUACCUGAUGUUCAUCCUCAUCCUGCUGAAUACCAUCUGCCUGGCCAUGCAGCACUAUGGCCAGAGCUGCCUCUUCAAGGAAGCCAUGAACAUCCUCAACAUGCUGUUCACCGGCCUCUUCACCGUUGAGAUGGUCCUGAAAUUAAUUGCCUUCAAACCCAAGCACUAUUUCUGUGAUGCAUGGAAUACAUUUGACGCCUUGAUUGUUGUGGGUAGCAUUGUUGAUAUAGCAAUCACCGAGGUGAACCCAGCUGAACAUACCCAAUGCUCUUCCUCUAUGAACGCAGAGGAAAACUCUCGCAUCUCAAUCACCUUUUUCCGACUCUUCCGUGUGAUGCGUCUGGUGAAGCUCUUGAGCCGAGGGGAGGGCAUCCGCACGCUGCUUUGGACCUUCAUCAAGUCUUUCCAGGCUCUCCCCUAUGUGGCCCUUUUAAUAGUGAUGCUGUUUUUUAUCUAUGCUGUGAUCGGGAUGCAGGUGUUUGGUAAAAUUGCCAUGAAUGAUACUACAGAAAUCAACCGAAACAACAACUUUCAGACUUUCCCUCAAGCAGUGCUGCUGCUUUUCAGGUGUGCUACUGGUGAAGCAUGGCAGGAGAUCAUGCUGGCGUGCCUCCCGAAUAAGAAGUGUGACGAUGAUUCCUUGGAAACAAACAGCUCUGCCGAAGAGGUGUAUUCCUGUGGAAGCAGCUUUGCCAUCUUUUAUUUCAUUAGUUUCUACAUGCUUUGUGCCUUUCUGAUCAUUAAUCUUUUUGUAGCUGUUAUCAUGGAUAACUUUGACUACCUGACACGGGACUGGUCAAUUCUUGGACCUCAUCAUUUGGAUGAAUUUAAACGUAUUUGGGCUGAAUAUGAUCCUGAAGCUAAGGGACGUAUCAAACACCUAGAUGUGGUGACACUUCUGCGCCGGAUACAGCCUCCACUGGGCUUUGGCAAGCUCUGUCCUCACCGAGUGGCUUGUAAACGCCUUGUCUCCAUGAAUAUGCCACUGAAUAGUGAUGGGACUGUCAUGUUUAAUGCCACUCUCUUUGCACUGGUCAGAACAGCACUGAGGAUUAAAACAGAAGGUAACUUGGAGCAAGCCAAUGAAGAGCUGCGUGCAAUCAUUAAGAAAAUCUGGAAACGUACCAGUAUGAAGCUUCUGGAUCAGGUUGUCCCCCCAGCAGGUGAUGAUGAGGUAACAGUUGGAAAGUUCUAUGCCACAUUCCUAAUCCAAGAGUAUUUCCGGAAAUUCAAGAAACGCAAAGAACAGGGCCUUGUUGGUAAACCUUCACAGCGAAAUGCACUUUCCCUCCAGGCUGGUCUGCGUACGUUACAUGACAUUGGGCCAGAGAUCCGACGGGCUAUCUCUGGAGACUUGACCGCUGAAGAAGAGUUAGACAAGGCCAUGAAAGAAGCCGUUUCUGCUGCCUCUGAGGAUGAUAUCUUCAGAAGAGCUGGUGGGCUGUUUGGAAAUCAUGUCAGCUACUACCAGAGUGAUGGAAGAAGUUCAUUUCCUCAGACAUUCACCACUCAGCGCCCUUUGCACAUCAACAAAUCUAGCAACAACCAGGGAGACACAGAAUCCCCCUCCCAUGAGAAGCUUGUGGAUUCCACCUUCACUCCAAGCAGUUACUCCUCAUCAGGCUCCAAUGCUAACAUCAACAAUGCCAACAACACUGCCCUCAGCCGCUUCCCCAGCCCACCAAGGUAUCCCAGCACUGUCAGCACUGUAGAAGGCCACAGCACUCCUUUGUCACCCUCUGCACGAAUCCGGGAACCCCCGUGGAAGCUUGGCUGCAGAAGGACACAUUACUAUGAAGCACUGGGGCGGUCCUGUUCUAGAGACAGCCAGGUGGCUAUUGUUUGUGAGGAGGAGCCUUCUCAGGAAGAAGAAAUGUAUGAUGAGCAACUGAAUGAAGAAGUGGAAUACUGCAGUGAACCAAGCCUGCUGUCUCCCGAAAUGCUCUCAUACCAAGACGAUGAACACAGACAGCUAACUCCUCCUGAAAACAGCAAAGGGGAAGAUACCAGACACUCUCCAAAGCGGGGAUUCUUGCGUUCCUCAUCACUAAAUCGAAGAGCAUCCUUUCACCUGGAAUGUCUAAAAAGACAGAAAAAUCCAAGUGCAGUAGGCCCACAAAAGACAGUACUACCUUUGCAUUUGGUACAUCAGCAGGCACUAGCAGUUACAGGUAUGAGUCCUCUUCUUCAAAGACGCCAUUCGCCUGUGAGAGCCUCUCGAUCAUGUGCCACACCCCUCACUACACCAUGUACAGAAAGCUGGCCACAGCAGCCUAUUAAAACCUUACAGAGUGAUGGAGAGGAAUCUAAUGAGAAACUCAAUAGUAGCUUCCCAUCAGUACAGGGCAGCUCCUUAUAUUCGGAUGGCACUCGCUCUAGCAGCACUCGAAAAGUGAGGCCAGUCUCCCUCACAGUUCCCAGCCAGACUACAGAGUGCAGGAGACAAUUUCAUGGCAGCGCUAACAGCCUUGUAGAAGCGGUCUUGAUUUCCGAAGGACUGGUGCAGUUUGCUCAAGAUCCAAAGUUCAUUGAGGUCACGACCCAAGAGUUAGCGGAUGCCUGUGAAUUGACGAUAGAAGAAAUGGAGAAUGCUGCAGACAAUAUUCUCAAUGGUAACAGCAAGCCAAGCCCCAAUGGCAAACUCUUGCCUUUUGUUAACUGCAGGGACUCAGGGCAGGACUGUAUGGGAGAGGAAGAAGCAGCAGCCCAGAACCCAGAUUGUAAAAAAAGUCAAGAGGAGUCUAAGGACAGCAGGAUUUAUAUCAGCAGCCUGUAGUUGCCAAGGCUGAAAGUAAUGCUGGUUUUUUAAUUUGUUUCAAUGUUCCUAAUGGGUUUGUUUCAGAAGUGCCUCACUGUUCUCGUGACCUGGAGUAACCAGAACAGCGUUCUUCAUUCGUUUCUGUUGGGACGAGUCGCAGAGUUGGGUGGUGUAAAAGAGCUUUUCAAGAGUGAAUAUACAACCCCAGCAUGUGUCCAUGAAGGAGAAAGAGGAGAGUGAGCACCCUCCUCCUUUCAGUCCCUGCACAAGGAACAACGGCUGCUUCCUGAAUAUGAAGGAAAACCUCAGCUUCCUGCGGAUGACUUUAGUCAAAAGGACACUGCAUCAAACGGGUGUCUUUCAACUUUGCUUGUACAAAAAAAUCAUUUUGCACAUAUUCUGUAUGAGCCUCAACGUCUCCAUAAAGCCAAGGCCCUUUUGAUCUGCAAGUGGAAUAGUAGACUUCUGCUGUGGAUCCCUGCACUUUGCUGAGGAGGAGGAAGCAGAAGCUCUAAGGGUACAGGAGAUGCAGGUGGCAAUAUUGCAGAUGUUUGUUGAUAGAAAUGCAGAGACUCCCAGGCAGUUUUCUCUGCCAACCAAUCAGAGCUCAGGCAGUCUUCCUGCCAACCAAUCAGAGCUCAGGCAGUCUGCUGGGCCAGCUGCUCAAAGAGCAGGAAACCAGCUCUGCCAAAUCGGAGUUCAGGCAACCCGCCCAUUUCGAAGAGAGGUGGUGAUGGGCUUAUGUAGAUCUCUCCUUGUUUUUGCCGUUUGAUAUUUUCUUGAAAGCAUGUUCCAAUUUUUAUUUUUGAAUACUUUUGUUUUAUUGUAUUUUAUUUUUUGAGGGAGAGGGGUAAAGGAAGUGUUUACAAAAAGUUUUGUAAUCACAUACCUUUUAUUUUAUUUUAAUUUUUCACCUUUGCAAAUGUUUAAAAUUGGUUUGAUUACGUUGUACUAUUUAAAAUUUUGUUUUCCUCCAUUGAAAUUUGGUAGAAGCUAAUAAUGAUAUUAGAAGAGUUUUGCCAACCAUUAUGUACACCAGAAUUUGUAAUUUUAUUUGAAAUAAUGGGAAACUCCUUUUUUGUUGUUGUUUUAUAAUUUAAAGAUAGUAGGCAAUGCACUUGAUAUAGUCUUGCACAUAUGAAUGAUCGAUUUGGAUUCUUUUUAAUGCUAGGUUAUUUACGGGUGAGUGAGCGAGUGAGCAGGACUGAGUGAGAGAGCGAAUGCACGCCUGAAAGUGUGUAAGUGCAUACAGUUCUUCACUUCCUGGUUAUAACUGCAGGAGAACUGUAUCUGGGGUCAUUUGAGUGCAAAAAAAACAAAAACAAAAAAACCCACUGUCUCUGCUUCUGAAAGGGGAAUCAGUAACUCUUUGCAUUUUCUGUUCCACAAGAUAUGCAAAAACAAUGCAAUAAUAUUGAUUUUGAAUACAAUUUGUGAAUUGUGUUGGCAUUAAAAUUGUAUAGAAAAAAACCCAAGGGGAUUAAACAUACAAAAAAAGUGAGAAGGAGCUACGUUUCAAUAUAUUCCGUGUGAUGUUUUAUUGCAUUGAUAAUGUUUCUGUUGAAGAAACCGUAAUACUUGAAUUCAGGUCAGUUUCAGUAUUUUUGAACUAUUUUUUUAAAAUGAAUUGCAAUUGUGCCAAGCGAAUAUAAUGAAUUAAGUUUGUUUAAGGGGAAAAUAACAAUUCUUGCAUAUUUUGCUGCAUGUAAAGUAAAUCAUUUCGUAUUUGGAGUGUGCCAAGCUUUACCUUUGAACUUUUAAGUGCUUUUUUACGUGUGGUUGGGGCAAAUGGGAUUCUAAAUUUUUUUCAUUAUUUUUUUUAAUUUGUACAAUGAACAAAGUGUACCUGGUGUUAAGUAACUAUUCUGUAACCCACUGACAGGUUGAACGUUGACUGAUUUUGCAUA
This is a messenger RNA of Heteronotia binoei (common prickly gecko), 8078 nucleotides long. Its product is annotated as voltage-dependent L-type calcium channel subunit alpha-1C-like. Bases 1 to 6189 code for a protein of 2062 amino acids. The record is from RefSeq and is a predicted model, not a curated record. Gene Ontology annotation, cellular component: voltage-gated calcium channel complex; membrane. Gene Ontology annotation, biological process: calcium ion import across plasma membrane. Gene Ontology annotation, molecular function: high voltage-gated calcium channel activity. Lineage: Eukaryota; Metazoa; Chordata; Lepidosauria; Squamata; Gekkonidae. The transcript has 48 exons.